GAUUGCGUGCACACAUGCAUCAUGCAUGCUCCGUCCUUUCUUUGUAUCAAUGGCAUCAAUCCAUUUUGUGCCUGCCUGGUCAUGAUGGCCUGGUUGGUGAAUGCGUCCAAGUGAAACCUGAGGACUGGUGUUCAGGGCCCGUGUCAGCCAGCAAUGCUCAAGUCGUGAUCAUCUCUGGGAGGAUGGCCGAGGACGACCAUAAUGCGGCUCAGGCGCCGUUCGUGGCUCGAGCUCAUCUGCGGCGCAAUUUCUCGUUCAGUCAUCCCGGACGACCGCGUCGAGCGGAUCCUGAAGGGGCCGGCGGAGGAGGUGGCGCGGCUUUUCUCGACUUGCCUCCCACCCCUCGACCGCGAUUGCGGGGACAAGGGCGGCAAAACUACUUCCCAGCCACGCCCCGACAAAAUCGACGUCGGUCCUGGGGUCAUGAAGUGGCGGGGGAAGGUGGGCGAGUGAGUGGAGGACAGGCGGUGCCUCAUUUGGACGUUUUGGACAUUAGACGGGAUUUUCAGGCCACCAUACAGGAUGACGAGUUCGAUAACCUUGCGUUCUUGACCGAUCUAACGCUUUGCCCUCAAAGUUGGACCGCUCGAAUCGGUGGAUUAUUUAACUCAUCUCAUCUUUCGGAUGUGACUUUUGUGGUUUUGGACGAGAACGAAGAUGGAGAAGGGGUUUCCGGGAGCGGGACUCGUUUCCGUGCCCAUCGUUUCCUUCUGGCUCUAAGAUCUCCGGUGUUCGAGACCAUGUUCUUCGGUUCGUUGGUCGAGCAAAGCAACGAGAUUGUCGUUCCCGAUGUGACCCCGGCGGCCUUCAAGGCCAUGCUGCUGUACAUCUAUACGGAGAAGGUGUCGUUCCAAGAUAUUGUCAACGUCUGGCAUCUGUGGUAUGCCGCCCGGAAGUACAUGCUCGAGGGCUUGGAGGAUAUUUGCCGACGGCAUUUGAAAAUGAGACUGAAUCCGAAGAAUGUUCUGGACACCUACUUGUAUGCCGAAAACUACGGGGAUACCCAAAUGUUGUACGAAUGUCUCAAGUUGAUCGAUCGAAACGCCCAAAGCAUCUUGAACUCGUCCAAGUGCUCGACUCUUCCCUUGUCCAUCUUCAAGGGCAUCUUGAGCCGGAACACUUUGGCGGCCAAAGAGGUCGAAGUCUUCGAAAGCGUGAUCCGAUGGAGUCAAGCGGAAAUCAAACGCCGCCUAGAUGACGAAGAUGAGGGAGAGGUGCCGAGUUUGAGCGAGCUCUUCAAGGAGUUUCAACCCUUUAUGCGAUUCCAUGGCUUCACCAGUCAGGAGUUUGUCCACACAGUCUUGCCUUACGGUGUGUUGGACAUUGAGGCCAUCAGCAAGAUUUCGGCUAAGAUUCGUCACAAAGAAGAACCCGAGACGUUUCGCGAGAGUGAAAACACCCUUCUCUCUCCGGAGCCUCGAACUGGUCUCAAUCAGGCCAGGGAUCUCCUCUUCGAGAACGAUGAGGCCUCAAAUACUCUUCGCAACGCGAGAGUCCACACCCAGAAUAUCAAAGAUCAAAACCCAGUUCAGAGCAUGACACGAAUGGGACCGGGUUAUUAUCAAUGUGCCCGAUUCAACCCGGAUGAGGCCUUCAGUAUUGUGAACAAGUGGCCGGAUUCGUAUGUACUGAAGUUUCGAGCGGAUAGGAACAUUUAUCUCUUGGGGGCGUGCAUCACAGAAAAUGAUCGGCAGUUCUACAAGCCCAGCUUUCAUUUCAUCCUCAAGUUGAAGGACGUGAGCAAUGGACGAGUCAUAUCGGAAGGAACGGAGACAUUCAUGCGAAAGCCGUCGAGGAAUUUUGAAAAAGGACUGCCUAAAAGCGCUCUGAACAGUGGCCCCCAUGAUAUCAGUUUGAGGAAUAUCGCACAUAUCUACAAGGACAAAUGGUACGAGCUCUGUCUGACCAUCACGCUCAUGGACCGAGAUUCCGGAAAGGUGCCUAUGUUCAUGACCCAAUGUAAGGACAACGUGUCGGCCUUCGAUGUUAAUUUUGAGUUCAAAAGUCGGCACAUCCCCGACGAUAAGAAAUCGAUGGCCUCAUUGGAUGAAAUAAGGGUUAUUGAUGAGGAGGAAUCGCCAGAAGCAGAUGAACCAGACGACGGAUUCUUCGAUUCGAAUCUCGUCCCGGGUCUCUUCUCGAGACUCUACUUUUUUUAUUGAAUAGCUUUAUUUUUUGUUAAUUAAUUUUUAGAAUAUAAAUAUUUAUAUAUUAA
Molecule: messenger RNA, 2215 nt
Organism: Tigriopus californicus
Lineage: Eukaryota; Metazoa; Arthropoda; Copepoda; Harpacticoida; Harpacticidae
Exons: 4
Coding region: 15-2162 (715 amino acids)
Biological process (GO): neurogenesis
Cellular component (GO): cytosol
Molecular function (GO): protein binding
Source: RefSeq, a predicted model, not a curated record